AUAUCAAUAGUUCAGCUGCAUCACUAUCAUCUUCUCUCCCACGCUAACACGUCACCUUCGCUAUUGCUUCACCUUCCUACCGCAGCCUCUCACUCCGGCGAAUACCUAUCCAUAAUUUCCACCGUAGUUGCCGUAUAUUCCACCGCCGGCGAAUCUCACUUGUCAAGCAUUUUUUUUAUUCAUAAAAAAAUAAAGUAGAGUAUAUUAUAUAUACUUUCCGUUUCUCUAAAUUACCGUUUCGAAUUCUUAUAUAAAAAAACGAGGAAAUUGUGACCUCUGAAAGCUGUUGCACUGUUUUCUUCUGCUGUUUCUUUAGGAACGCAUUUUUUUUGUGUGAAGUUAUUUUGGAGGAGAUAUAAAUUUGGGGAGUUUAGAGAAUGGAGGUGAUUGAGUACUGGCUUGUGUUUCUCUAACAUUUAAGUUUUGAGUUUUUUUAGGCUUUCUAGGGUUACACAGUUGGUGGAGUUGUUUUUUUUUGGGGAGGAGAAGGUGAAUGGCGGUGGAGUAUACAUGUUGCGAGACAGGGUUCUUCAUACAUAUUGUGAUAAUUGUUUUUCUGGUACUUUUCGCUGGGUUGAUGUCUGGCCUUACGCUAGGGCUCAUGUCGCUCAGUCUAGUUGAUCUGGAAGUCCUUGCCAAGUCUGGAACUCCAAUUGAUCGUAAAAAUGCUGAGAAGAUCUUGCCUGUUGUUAAAAAGCAGCAUCUAUUGCUUUGCACUCUGCUUAUUUGCAAUGCUGCUGCUAUGGAGGCACUUCCCAUAUUUCUAGACGGCCUAGUUACUGCUUGGGGUGCUAUACUGAUUUCUGUCACGUUGAUACUUCUGUUUGGUGAGAUCAUACCACAAUCACUUUGCUCAAGAUAUGGACUUGCAAUCGGUGCAGCUACAGCCCCAAUUGUCCGUGUUCUUGUUUGCAUCUGUUUUCCUAUUGCAUAUCCAAUAAGCAAGCUGUUGGACUUUCUGCUGGGACAUGGAAAUAGAGCUCUUUUCCGACGAGCUGAGUUGAAAACUCUAGUAAAUUUGCAUGGGAAUGAGGCUGGUAAAGGCGGAGAGCUUACACAUGAUGAGACAACGAUAAUUGCUGGUGCUCUUGAGCUGCAUGACAAGACAGCUAGUGAUGCGAUGACCCCGAUAUCUGAAAUCUUUGCCAUUGAUAUUAAUGCGAAGCUGGACAGGAAUCUGAUGAACUUGAUUUUGGAGAAAGGGCAUAGCAGGAUACCAGUCUACUAUGACCAACCUACAAACAUAAUAGGGUUAAUUCUGGUUAAGAACUUGUUGACUGUCCAUCCUGAAGAUGGAACUCCUGUGAAGAAUGUUACCAUCCGAAGAAUCCCAAGGGUCCCAGAUUCUAUGCAUUUGGAUGACAUCCUGAAUGAGUUUCAGAAAGGUCAUAGCCAUAUGGCUGUGGUAGUAAGACAGUGCAAAGAUGAUAUGGAUCAGCCUGCUAGCAAAUCCCCUGCAGAGACUCCCGUGAAAGAUGUCAGGGUAGACAUUGAUGGUGAAAAGCCUCCCCUCGAGAAGAGUCUUAAGACAAAACGAUCAUUGCAGAAGUGGAAGAGUUUCCCUAACAAUGGAAAUGCUUCAUUCAAAAGUACUAGGAGCAAAAAGUGGACGAAAAAUAUGUAUGCGGACAUUCUGCCAAUAGAUGGAAAUCCCCUGCCAAAACUCCCAGAAGAGGAAGAGGUUGUUGGAAUAAUAACUAUGGAAGAUGUUAUUGAAGAGCUUUUACAGGAGGAAAUCUUUGAUGAGACGGAUCACCAUGAGGAGGUUUCAUGAUCGUAGUUAUGGCAUACACAAUGUAUAAUUAGAAUUUUUUGAUGUCUUAUUAUAAAAAAUGUAUUUUGCUAGACUUCAGAACAAGUAUAGUAUAACAUUCUAGACAUUAUGUACAAGACUUUUGUCUACCGAAGAGAGACGUAGCCUCAAAAAGGUUCUUUCACAGGAAUGUGUAACUUGUUUUUAA
Molecule: messenger RNA, 1961 nt
Organism: Solanum tuberosum (potato)
Lineage: Eukaryota; Viridiplantae; Streptophyta; Magnoliopsida; Solanales; Solanaceae
Product: DUF21 domain-containing protein At4g33700-like
Exons: 11
Coding region: 494-1774 (426 amino acids)
Biological process (GO): magnesium ion homeostasis; intracellular manganese ion homeostasis
Cellular component (GO): cytoplasm
Source: RefSeq, a predicted model, not a curated record